UGUAUUUAGGAGCCUCUGGAACUGGGAGGAGGGGAAUGAACCGUGAGGGCGUCCCCGGGAAGAGUCCGGAGGAGAUGUAUAUUCAGCAGAAAGUGAGAGUCUUGCUUAUGCUUAGGAAGAUGGGAUCAAAUUUAACUGCCAGUGAAGAGGAAUUUUUGCGGACGUACGCAGGGGUAGUGAAUAGCCAACUUAGCCAGCUUCCUCAGCAUUCUAUUGAUCAGGGUGCUGAGGAUGGGGUGAUGGCGUUUUCCAGAUCGGAGACGGAAGACCGAAGGCAGUAACGGA
Molecule: messenger RNA, 285 nt
Organism: Euleptes europaea (tarantolino)
Lineage: Eukaryota; Metazoa; Chordata; Lepidosauria; Squamata; Sphaerodactylidae
Gene: CTNNBIP1
Product: catenin beta interacting protein 1
Exons: 3
Coding region: 36-281 (81 amino acids)
Biological process (GO): negative regulation of Wnt signaling pathway
Cellular component (GO): nucleus; beta-catenin destruction complex; cytosol
Molecular function (GO): beta-catenin binding
Source: RefSeq, a predicted model, not a curated record